AUGAGGCUCAUCAUCCGCGACGAUGCCGAGGCCGCCAGCGCCUACGUAGCCAACUACGUCGUUGAUCGCAUCAAGCACUUCAACCCUACCCCGGCGCAUCCCUUCGUCCUCGGCCUGCCUACGGGAAGCAGUCCUCUCGGUGUAUACAAGAUCCUUGUUCAGAAGUACAAGGCUGGAGAGAUCUCUUUUGAAAAUGUCAUCACCUUCAACAUGGACGAAUACGUCGGUAUCCCCCGCGACCACCCAGAAUCAUACCACUCCUUCAUGUGGAAGCACCUCUUCUCCCACGUAAACAUCCACCCCCAAAACGUAAACAUCCUCAACGGCCAAAACCCAAACCUCGAAGCCGAAUGCGUCGCCUACGAGUCCAAAAUCAAAGCCGUCGGCGGCAUCGACCUCUUCCUCGCGGGCAUCGGCGAGGACGGCCACAUCGCCUUCAACGAGCCAGGCUCCUCCCUCGCCUCCCGCACCCGCGUCAAGACGCUCGCCUACGACACCAUCCUGGCCAACUCGCGCUUCUUCGGCAACGACGUCGACCAGGUGCCCCGGCUCGCGCUGACCGUCGGCGUCCAGACUGUCCUCGAGGCGCGCGAGGUCGUGGCCAUCAUCCUGGGCGCGAAGAAGGCGCUUGCGCUGCAGAGGUGUAUCGAGCAAGGUGUGAACCACAUGUGGACGCUGUCGAGCCUCCAGCUGCACCCUCACCCCAUGAUCGUCGUCGACGAGGACGCGACGCUUGAGCUGCAGGUCAAGACGGUCAAGGUAAGACCCCCAUCCUCCCUCCUUUCCCCUACACCACCAUCACCAACCAGAGGACUAACACCAGUGAAAACCCCAGUACUUCAAAUCCAUCGAAAAAGUAGCCCGCGAACAAGGCUUCGAACAAAUCCUCCCCUCCAAAAUCCGCACCGGGCCCUCCCCGCCCCCAUACCCAUAACCCGCAUCGACGAAGUCGACACACCGACAAUCCUCCACCCGCAACCCACAACCUCGCGUCUGCUCCGCGCCUCCCCGGCGACAGAGUACCCAAUCCGCUCGCGCUCCACGUCCCCCGACAUCGAGCUCGUCUUCGAGAGCAUGGCCUCCCGCACAAAGUCCCCCUCCGAGCAACAACUCCGCGCCGUGACGCCCGAUCUCGUCACCGAUAGAAUGGCGGAGCGGAUCCCGGGGGUUCCUGCGCUUGCGGGACGGUUGACACCUAACCCGGAACAGCAGCAGCAGCAGACUUCUUCGAUUAGUAGAUCUGUGACGCCCGAGUUGGUUCCGGAUCGUAUGGCGUCGAGGAUUCCUGAGCCUUCGCUCGCGAGGCGGUUGACACCGAAUCCGGAGCAGCAGAUGAUGUCGCGGGUGAAUGCCGUCGGUGCUUGA
Colletotrichum phormii is the source of this 1365-nucleotide messenger RNA. Its product is annotated as glucosamine-6-phosphate isomerase. The transcript has 3 exons. Gene Ontology annotation, biological process: N-acetylneuraminate catabolic process; N-acetylglucosamine catabolic process; D-glucosamine catabolic process. The record is from RefSeq and is a predicted model, not a curated record. Bases 1 to 1365 code for a protein of 454 amino acids. Gene Ontology annotation, molecular function: identical protein binding; glucosamine-6-phosphate deaminase activity. Lineage: Eukaryota; Fungi; Ascomycota; Sordariomycetes; Glomerellales; Glomerellaceae. Gene Ontology annotation, cellular component: cytoplasm.